Pseudopodoces humilis (Tibetan ground-tit) is the source of this 4495-nucleotide messenger RNA. It is a transcript of the gene SPOCK1, whose product is annotated as SPARC (osteonectin), cwcv and kazal like domains proteoglycan 1. NCBI's taxonomy places the organism in Eukaryota, Metazoa, Chordata, Aves, Passeriformes, Paridae. Gene Ontology annotation, biological process: anatomical structure development. Gene Ontology annotation, molecular function: calcium ion binding; collagen binding; extracellular matrix binding. The record is from RefSeq and is a predicted model, not a curated record.
GCGGCAGCACCGCGCAGGGCGCAGCGGAACCGCACACAGCUCAGCGGCACCGCGCAGGGCUCAGCCACAGAGCACCGCGGCACCGGCAGCAGCAGCAGGAGGACAAGCAGCGCACGGUGCUGGGAGCCCCGGCCGGCGGCACUGCUCGGAGAUGUCGGGGGUGCUGGUGAUCGCUGCCUGGUGCUUCCUGCAAGUGGAAAGCCGGCAUCCUGAAAUCAUCACGAGUAACAGCAAUCAUGGCAGUUUUCUGGACAACGACAAAUGGCUGAGCACCGUUUCACAGUAUGAUAAAGACAAGUACUGGAACAAAUUUCGGGAUGAUGAUUAUUUCAGAAACUGGAAUCCAAACAAGCCAUUUGAUCAAGCCCUUGAUCCAUCCAAAGAUCCCUGCCUGAAGGUGAAGUGCAGCCCACACAAAGUGUGUGUUACCCACGACUACGAGACUGCGAUUUGUGUGAGCCGCAAGCAACUGGUGCACAGCCUUCGACAAAAGAAAGGCAACUUGGCCCAGAAGCACUGGGCUGGAGCAGCCAGCAUGGCCAGGUGCAAGCCCUGCCCUGCGGCACACUCCAGCGCAGUCUGCGGCUCCGAUGGACACAGCUACAGCAGCAAGUGCAAGAUGGAGUUCCAUGCAUGUACUUCUGGCAAAACCAUCACAGCUCGAUGUGAAGGGCCCUGCCCUUGCCUGCCAGGACCUGAAAGUUUAAAACACAAGAUUGAGAAGACUGCUUGCACAGACAAAGAGCUGAGGAAUCUGGCUUCGAGGCUAAAAGACUGGUUCGGUGCCCUUCACGAGGAUGCGAAUCGUGUCAUCAAGCCCACGAGCUCGGAGACAGCACAAGGCAGAUUUGACACCAGCAUCCUACCAAUCUGUAAGGACUCCUUAGGCUGGAUGUUCAACAAACUUGACAUGAACUAUGACCUGCUGCUGGAUCCAUCGGAGAUCAGUGCCAUUUAUCUGGAUAAGUAUGAGCCGUGUGUCAAGCCACUCUUCAACUCCUGCGAUUCCUUCAAAGACGGGAAGCUUUCCAACAACGAGUGGUGCUAUUGCUUCCAGAAGCCGGGCGGUCUUCCUUGCCAGAAUGAAAUGAAUAGAAUUCAAAAGCUAAGUAGAGGGAAGAGUCUGUUGGGUGCUUUCAUCCCCCGGUGCAAUGAGGAAGGUUAUUACAAAGCCACGCAGUGCCAUGGCAGCACGGGACAGUGCUGGUGUGUUGAUAAGUAUGGGAAUGAGAUAGCUGGCUCCAGAAAGCAAGGCACAGUCAGCUGUGAAGAAGAGCAAGAAACUUCAGGGGAUUUUGGCAGUGGUGGAUCUGUUGUAUUGUUGGAUGAUUUGGAAGAGGAACCUGAAGCAACAAAAAAAGACAAAGAAGGGAAACUGAAGAUUCAUGUAAGAGCAGCUAAUGAAGAUGAUGAAGAUGAAGAUGAUGAUAAGGAUGAUGAAAUUGGUUAUAUAUGGUAGUGCCCAUCAUAAUGAGGACUCACGUUUUGCACAAUAUUGCAACUCACAUAAUAUCUCUGCAAUUGUAUCUGAGAGUACCUGGCACAAAUAUUCCCUCUACUGAGUUUAAUUUUGUAUAGUCAAUUUAAUUUGGAUGACAACUUUUUUUUUCCAGCAAGGACUGUUUGGGAUACAGCUUUUGUUCAAUUGGUUUGGGGGAUUUUUUUUCUGUCCACAGGGGCAAUGAGUUUAGUUUCAAACCCAUUUUGUGUCUUAAUUAAUCCUCACUUGCACCACUUACGAAAUCCAUCCUGUGAAAGAAUCCUGGAAGGGUCUCAAAAAAAAAACAAACAAUACAAAGGCUUAGAAGCCCCUCUCAUGUCAGAGAACUUGUGUCAUUAAUUGUUACUUGGAUCAUAUCAGAAAAAGCUUUUUUUUUCAUGAAGAAGGAAAAGUAGCUGCCUCAUUUUCUAGUCCACAUUUAUAAUGUCCCAGUGAAGAGUAAGUCUCUUUGGACAGUGGCUGCCCAGUACCAGGGCUUUAAUCCAGAAGAAAACCCACGGGCAGGACUUUCCCUUCCUUCCCUUCUCUUAGAAUGAGUCCAGUAGGCUUAUCCAGCUCACACUGAAGGCAAAACUCCCACCAGGGCACAGGUCAGCUCACUGACACUCUUUAUUUGAUAAAAGAACGUGCCCUUGACCUUAAAAGAUGCUGAGAACCUGCAGCUGUCCUGGACCAAGCCCUAAGGCAGGGGACAGAGUCCAUCUUCCUUUCAGAGUGUUUAAGGGAAGAGUAUUUUGUGAAUUUGUAGCAUCAUAACCACCCCCAGAGCUGUUCCUCAGCUGCUGUCUGAGCUCAUUUGCACUAGGAGGGUUUCAAAGAACACACAGGCAGCCUCUGCUUCCAGCUACACACCACAGACCUGUCUGGUCUCCAUUCAGCAACCCUCCUUCCAAAGCUGGAAUGCUGUCAAAGACAUGAACCCAAAAGUAACUGUCACUGAUUUAAUGUAAAGAUACCUGUUUAAAACAGCAGCUUUAGGUGGUGGUAUUUCAGAAGCAUAACCCCUUGGCUCAGUGUGAUGCUGCACACUUGUAAACACACUGCUAAAAAAGAAUAGUAUUAAAAUCCAAUCUGUGAUUCCCUCAAUACCUCCCAUAUAUUCAAAGCUCUUGUAUCAGAGCAUAUUGACAUUACAUUAUUUGCAGUGUCCUUUUCCAUGGCAGUUCUCAGUAAUGUGCUGUGGUGACCUUUUAUUAUUUUUGCUGUUUUGUGAAGCAGUAAGAGGAACCUUAAUCCCACUCUUGCAUUAGGAUGCAGGUGUGAGUAUUUUAGCAGUGCUUGUGGUUGGCCAGUGAGUUAUUUUGCAGAAUGAAAAACAUGUUUUUAUAACAAAAACUAAUUAGAUUUUUUUUUUCUGAGUUGUAGUGGAUAUAGAGGUGGAGACAGCACCAAGUCACAACAUGGUUGACCACAUAGUCAUUUGAAAGCUGGAAAGUACCACAGAGAUUGGCAGAAGUCAUUUUGUUAGGUACAUUGGCCUGGGGAUGUUGGCUCUCAGCCCUCUCCAAAGCCAGUGCCUGCCUGGCAGUCCUCUGGGUAGGACCUCUGCUUUCAGACGUGAUCAGAAAUGGAAUUCCUUUCAGGUACCAUGUGCUGCAGGGGCUCUCCUGUUUUCUCCUCUUUUAUUUCCUUUUUAUCCAGAUCAAUGACCUGAGAACAAAGAGCAAGCCUGCAUAAUCAUUAUUAAUGCAGAAGGAUGUGUAAAACCAUGAGGAAUUUGUUGUUUCACGCCCCUGCAUCCUCCCAAAAAUCUGCCAUCACAGUCACUUGCAAAAGGCCUGCAAUCUGCCCUGCCUCAAAUAAAUCCCUUUGGUUUUCCCAUAGCUUUAGAAAAAUAUAUUUAAUAGUCAUUUUCCAUGAGCUGCACUGCACACAGAGACACACACACACAUACACACUUUUUCUAUUUGCCUUUCACAGAAAUCCUGCCAACUUGCAGAAGGAGCAGAUAAUCCAGCAUUUCUGUCUCCCUAAAUAUGAUUUUGUGGGAAGCAAUUGAACAUCAUCAGUAGGUUCCUUCUCAAACGUCCUGUCUAGUUUGCCUCUGGUGUUUUUUUAAUUAACCCCACACUCUCUGGCUCUGUUGUCCUGUGCAAGACCUGCUUGUGGCACAGAGCUGCCAUUUCAUUCUGACAUAAAUCUGAGCUCCACAAUCAGCAGAUUAUGCUUAUCCUCCUGACUGGACUCAUUCUCCACGCAGAGCUAGGGGGUUUUUGGCAGUCCUGUGUCCCUCCACAAUGGCUUAUCCUGGGCUAUACAUUACAUCAAAGGUCACAGAGCAAAUCCCUUCUGCUGCCCUGCACCUCCCCAGGGUGAAGUCUGUGAAUCCAAGCCCUUGCAGGCAGUACCUGAGGCUGCAGUGGGCUGUGUCACAUGUAAACAUGCAAGAUGGUUAAAUCAAAGUUGUUAAAUAAGCCUUUAAAAGUGAACGUGAACAUCUUUGCGUUUACAUGCACAGACAUGGCAGCAGCACCCACUGGUGGUCUCCUGGCUGUGAUCUUUCACAUGCUUCCAAAUCAGAGCUGGAAGGGUUUGUAUCUGUCCCAGACUCACCAGCUCAAACAUGGGAUGGGUCCCAGUGAAACAGCUCCACGCCCAGCACAGCCUGGUGAGAGGACAGGUGCCUUGGCUGGCUCAGCACAUCCCCCUGUGCUCACACAAACACACCCAGUUGUUCUAAGCCUGCUGGCCUGGAUCCAGGCAGCCUCUCCCCUCCUGGUGACCACUCAGUCGCCUGUUUGACUCGUCCAAGUGUUCUUCUGACUCAGCCAGCAUGGGAAGUGUGCCAUUUUAUGGGCUGGGAAGCUGGGGGGGCUGCAGGGCAGCAGUGCCCAAUCCCAGGGGUCCCAGCCAGGCAGGAGCAGGGCACACAGGCUGCCGUGCUUGGAAGGGCAGCACAGACUCUGGACUGCUUUGAGAGCAAGUUCCCAAAUCCUGCAAAGCUAUUUAACAAAGCCCUUUUGAGAUCCACUGGCAUCUUCCCAUGGUGGGGGA